CGCGCAGACCCCGAUGCCCAGACGACAGUCACCGACUUCCUCGACUUCACCGAGUACCUGCCCGCCGACAUGAUACGCUCCCUCACGCUCGUUGGCAAGCUUGAUCAGAGAUACGCAGAUGCCUCGCACAAGGUCGACGACCUGACGACGCUAUGGGGCCAACUGCCGGCCCUGCCAGCCCGCGAGCGCCCCUCGCCGGUGCAGCUGCGCGCCGAGAUCUCGGAGAACCUGAAGCAGGCGCUGGACGCGAGGAUCUUCGCCCACGCAGAGGCCGUCAGGAUGGCCGACAAUGUCAACCGCCACUACAACAAGGCGACGGCGCUGCUGUCCAAGCUGCAGGCCAUGAUGGACAACUACCCGACAGAGGAGCAGGCCCCUGCCGAGCCGAGGUCUCCUCAAAUGACAAGGGCGAAGCUGACGGUCAGGGCUACGGGCGAAGAUGGGCAGAAAGUGCGGCGGUCUCGAGUCCCGCGCAUCACGGUUCCCGGCGAGGUUCUCGCGCCAUACGAGAUAGAGUACGAUACAUUUAGCGACGACAGCGAUAUCAGCUCCGACGAAGAGUCCGAGGCGCCCGCAACCACCGCCAACCGCAGAAUACCAGCUUCCGCGCCGCGCAUCAAGCUGGUGAGCAACAAGAGUCAAAAGUCCAGUGGCCGCUCUUCGCGUGGACAGUAUGCUACGCCUGCCUUGAGCGCCGCCGCUGCUGCGAACGCGGCGGCGCUGCUCAACCCUCCUCCCGAGAACGCCGUCAUCGGAAGCCCUGAUGCGCCGUGGCUGCAGUUGACGCAGUACGAGCUGGCCAAACUGAGAAAGAGGAUGAAGAAGAAUGCUACGUGGACCCCCAGCGAGACCAUGAUUGCCCGAGAGCUCAAGGCUUUGUGCCGAGGACCGGAUGCCUACAGAGAGGCCAAGAAGAAGGCGGAGGAGGAAGGCCGAGUCUUUGAGGCCAUAGUGCCGACACCCAUCGUCGACAACGAGUCGGGAGCCAAGCAACUGCCUGCUGGUGCCAUCAGCGUCGACUCCCUGGCGGCUACCGAGGUGCCGACCAGCAACCGGGGGAUGAAGCUCAACGAGGCGAAGAAGCUCAAGAGAGAGCAGCUGGCCAAGCUUGCCGCGGAAGAAGCCGAGGAAUCUGCGAGGAAGAUGCAGCAGGCGGCAAAGCUGUUUCUGGGCAGCAGCACGACUUCCAGCAUGACGCCCGACAACGCAAAGAGCCCUGGACCACAGCCCAAGCCGCGGACCAAUUCGAGGUCUAAGCGGAAGAGGGACGGCGAGGAAGAGGCAAACGGCGAGGCAGCAGCGGCGGCAACAGCAGCAGCAGCUACAACGAUAGCAGCUGCAGCGCCAGAAGGCGGUGAAGCCACAUCAUCGUUGCGGCCGACAACAAAGCGUACCAAGACGUCUGAGACACCAGUCCCACCGCCGGUGCCCGGUCUAAUCGUGCAGGGCAGCUCGGUGUCCUCCGAUCACUCUGCACCCCCAGUUGCCGCGUCGUCUGGGAUGCCCCAGUCGGAGACUCCCGUCCCGAUCCCCAUCCCUCCACAGUCGUCCGUCACGACGAGGUCAGCAACAUCUCCAGUGCCAGGCUCUACCCUCGCCGUCACGGGCAGUGCUGGCAAUGGCGCCGUUUCUGUGCCUGCUGGCGCGCCUGUCAAGACUCCCCACGAAACCCCUGUCCCCCUUCCCAAAACGGAGCCGAGGAUGUCUACCACGCCGAUCCCUCCUCCGGCGAUUAGAGAACUACCCGGGCGAGAGGCCAGUAAGCGCGAAACGCGGGGAGAGGCGGCAAAGCGAUCACAGCAGCAGCAACAACAGCAACAGCAGCAGCAGCAAUGGCGGCAGUCCACGCCGGCUCCAGACUCGCUGCCUUCUCGCCGGCCCGGCUCGCGAGGCAAGGCCGCAAGCCAGGAGCCGCAGCCAUCGCUGGCGGUCGAUAGAUCUCGCCGGGCCAGCACGGCACGCAAUACUCCAGUCCCAGAACUUAUCAAGCAGCCAGGCAAACGGACUAAGCGUCCAGCUCCCGGGGUCGUUACUACGACUAACAGCGGCGGUAACAGCGCCGUUGGCAAGCGGAAAGCGGCACCCAAGAGAAAGCCUCGCGCGACUAAGAGGGACAAGGGCCAGGUGACGGAGGAGAUGGUGGAGGUGGACGACGAGGGCAAUCCCAUUGAUCCUGACGAGCCACGGUACUGCCUCUGUAAUAGGGUGAGCUUUGGGACCAUGAUUCAGUGUGAUAACCAGAAUUGCAAGCAGGAAUGGUUCCAUCUCGAAUGCGUCGGCCUCUCUGAUAUUCCUGCGCGUACGACAAAGUGGUACUGCCCCGACUGUCGUAAGCUGCUCAAUAUCGGAGAAAAGGGAGAGAUUAGUGCUCGUGGAGUCAAG
Molecule: messenger RNA, 2382 nt
Organism: Trichoderma reesei QM6a
Lineage: Eukaryota; Fungi; Ascomycota; Sordariomycetes; Hypocreales; Hypocreaceae
Exons: 3
Biological process (GO): regulation of DNA-templated transcription
Cellular component (GO): nucleus; Rpd3L complex; Rpd3L-Expanded complex
Source: RefSeq, a predicted model, not a curated record